Messenger RNA from Mytilus trossulus (common blue mussel), 1472 nucleotides. RefSeq names its product pentatricopeptide repeat-containing protein 2, mitochondrial-like. The record is from RefSeq and is a predicted model, not a curated record. Gene Ontology annotation, molecular function: RNA binding. Gene Ontology annotation, biological process: multicellular organism development; mitochondrion organization; regulation of mRNA processing. The transcript has 9 exons. NCBI's taxonomy places the organism in Eukaryota, Metazoa, Mollusca, Bivalvia, Mytilida, Mytilidae. Gene Ontology annotation, cellular component: mitochondrion. Bases 152 to 1111 code for a protein of 319 amino acids.
UCUUCAGUUUUCUGUGCAGUGUUUUUGUAACCGUUGUUUGUCUGUUGAUAGAAGAUAUUUACUAGGUGAUGGAGCAUUAAGAAUACAAAGCUAUUUAAACCACUGUCAGGAUUAUCAGUGCAACUACGAUGAUGCCAGAAAAGAGACUUUUAUGGCUGAAAUGAAAGAUAAAAUAACAAAAGGAGAUGUUGUUUUAGAAGACGAACUGAAAACAAUGAUCCAUCUUGUAAAGAGAGAUGAAGAUGUAGAAAUGUGUAUAAAAAUAGCUAACCAAUUCCAGAAAGUAAAAUAUCAGCUUCAACAGCGAUAUUAUUUUUUCUUUGGUCCUGUGUUUAUGAGGAUGUUACAUCAUUCUAAGAAAGCAGACAUUGCAUUUAAGUUGAUGGAAGAUAGGAAGGGAAUGAGAAAUCUGCUAUUCCACCUGACUGCAGUUGUGAUCUAUAUGGAUUUGUUGUAUGAGGGAGAAAAGUAUGACCAAGUUGUCAAAUGUUAUGAAGAACUUGAUAGAUCUCAGAAGUAUAAGCACCUACCACUGAGAAAUCACAUGACUUUGGCAAUGGCAGCUUUGUAUAAAAUGAACAGUCAACAAGCAUUAGAAAAAGCUACAGAGUUAGUUCAAGCUACAUAUCACAACAGUAAGAGAAUAACAUCACCAAGAACAAGAGCAUAUGCUGCAGCCUUAGCUUUAAAUCAGAAUAAUCCAGAUCUAUCAUUAGAAAUACUGAAACUGUCUGUUGAAAGUGAUUUUGUCCAGAGUUUGAAUACAGCAUUAAAAAUAAUUGCAUUGUCCAGACUUGACCAAGUAGAUGCUGCAAUGGAAUUGCUUGAUAAAUAUCAUGUCCAGACAUCUAUCAGCUAUGACAAGCCAUCUAAAAUAUUUCCAGAUUGUAUAGAAGCUUUAAGUGAAAUGGUUGACAGAAAUGAUGAUCCACAAAUAAAACAGACAUUUAGUAAUACAAAAAUGGAUUUGGAAAAAGCUCAACUUAUAAAUGAUGUUUCAAUAUUUGACAAACUUUGUGAUACAAUUCUCAAUAGUAGACCUGAUAAUGAACAUAUACAAAAUUUACAAGAUAAGCGAGGACGACUUGUUAGAGAUCAUCACAGAUAUUGAAAUGUUCUCUUGCGUGGAAAUUGAUCAGAUGCCAGAAAUAUAGUCUAGAGAAAUUGAUACACUGUGCCAUAAAAGUAUUUUUAUUGAUGGGCUAUAAUUGGAGCUUUAUAAUGGACUUCAAAUGGAGCUUUAUAAUGGACUACAAUUGGAGCUUUAUAGAUGGACUACAAUUAGAGAUUUAUAAUGGACUACAAUUGGAGCUUUAUAAUGGACUACAAUUGGAGCUUUAUAAUGGACUACAAUUGGAGCUUUAUAGAUGGACUACAAUUGGAGCUUUAUAGAUGGACUUCAAAUGGAGCUUUAUAAUGGACUUCAAUUGGAGCUUUAUAGAUGGACUACAAUUGGAGCUUUAUAGAUGGAC